AUGAGUUUCUUGUACCUCUCUGUCUCUGGCCAAACCAAAGCAUUGACACCGAUCCAAUCAAAACAUGUCGCUUCCGUUAACGAAGUGCCAGGGGAACUUAUAAUGCAUGGCAUUCCAGUUCCCGUUUUAUCGUUCGCGGGGAGUAUGAAGGCGUGGAGAGCUCAGGGCCUUCAAAGCUGCAUUGCCCCAACUCAUUCCAGUCGGGUACUAUACGCUGUCCCCUCUAUCCAAGAUCUUUUCACCUCCCUCUCCACAGAUGGCGACGCCAUUAAAAUACAUUCCGUCGAGAUCCAUGAUGUCGAGACGGCAAAGCAAAAGCCCGCUCGGGCACUGAAACACCUACUGAAGUUGAACCAUGUCAAUUAUUCGAUUCUAUACCAUAACGACCGCUUCCAUAAUCAUAUGCCGCAUUUGCUGUCUUCAGCGUAUUUGUUUGGAAGCGAUGCCACCCACCUGAGCCGUCUUUACGAAAUGGAGGAAAAGGUGCUGGAGCCGUGGCGGGAUUCUCCUGAAGAGAUUGCGGUAGACGAUUGGAGGGAAUAUUUGGGGAAACCAGAAUAUCAGAGAGCGUAUCUCGAUUUUUUCGAGGACGAGCUCGUUCAUCACUCUUAUGAUUGGAGAAAGGUUGUUGAAAUGUAUCUUUAUUCUGGGGGUAGACCGUUGAUAAAUAAUGUUGUUGCAGGCCUUGGACACCCGCUCAUCCAUUUGGGCUAUGCAUACGAAAUGUCGAGUCGAGACGUAGCUAUUGAAAGUCUCGCAAUGACGGCAACAUGCUACAACUAUCUACAUAAAUAUAUUGACGACCAUUCCUACCUGGAAACACCACCCACAUACCAAACCUCUUCAUCCCUGGAGAUAUUACAUAAGAUCCGCACGGACAAACGUUUCGACAACCUCUUCGAAGAGCCUGGAGGCGAUAACCUUGAAAUCGUCUUCAAAGAUCACGAGGACGCAAUUCUUGAACACUGGCGCGCGUGGGCCAUCACCCCAGACCCCGUCAAACAGCUUGAGGUUUCCCAAAAAGACGCAGCGGCCAUAUUUGUCGCCGCAGACACCGAAAAGCACGACUUUUUCCUCGUCCACCUACUUACCACUAGCCACGCAAUACGAAUUCUAUUACCAUUCGUCCCAAGCAGAUUCCACGUAUCUCUUGUCCGCCAGUGGUGGCUGAUCGUCGUGGGAGUUUACGUCGCACAGUUACGACCCAAAAUAGAGCCUGACGCCAUUCGAUACUAUGACGUAAAGGGGCGGAACUGGGACUGGAUCGGUGGCCAGGCCAUCAACGGUAAGUGGGCGGAAGAGACUCAUUUUAUCAAGGCACUUCGGGCGCUGAAGGAGGCUGCGAAGACGUGGGGCGAUAGCGAUGAAUACUAUAUCAAAGCCGCAGUUAAGCUCGUUGACGAUUUCAAGGGUUUUGGAGGUUUUGGUGAACAGGCAGCCUAAGUUGCACGGUAACGAUUUUACUAUAUGGGCUUCAGCUUAUCAAAUUGUCUGUGUCUUCCAUUCAAGUUGAUGAACCACAAAUGGCUUUGGCUUUUUCAAGAUUGAGGGGCAAUUGGUUAGAAAGUUGUCCCGACGUGCAUUCCAUAGUUAUGUAUAAAUUGUCUAGUUAGCCUAACACUUCUUGGAUGUAGUCGACCUAAAUUUUGCACUGUUUGCAUUACUUGGC
Molecule: messenger RNA, 1669 nt
Organism: Histoplasma capsulatum G186AR
Lineage: Eukaryota; Fungi; Ascomycota; Eurotiomycetes; Onygenales; Ajellomycetaceae
Product: MGS207 protein
Exons: 7
Coding region: 1-1443 (480 amino acids)
Molecular function (GO): oxidoreductase activity
Source: RefSeq, a predicted model, not a curated record